Messenger RNA from Bicyclus anynana (squinting bush brown), 3518 nucleotides. RefSeq lists its product as uncharacterized. The transcript is spliced from 2 exons. The record is from RefSeq and is a predicted model, not a curated record. Lineage: Eukaryota; Metazoa; Arthropoda; Insecta; Lepidoptera; Nymphalidae. The coding region runs from base 128 to 3349 and encodes 1073 amino acids.
UAUCUUCACUAAUUGCUAGGCUGUGUAUAAAAAGGUGGUGUUUGACUAUUGCGGGGCAUAAUAACGAACGAGUUCAAAUGAAUCAGUGACUAGUUAAGUUAACGAACGAAUACGAAGUUAGUUCAAAAUGAGGAUCACUAUUUUCCUAUUUAUCGUUGGCAUAUGCUUAGUCAGUGCAAAAUAUCUGUCUUACGAAACAAAAGAAUCUAACGCAUUACUAAGGACAAAAAGAUCAUACGAUGACGCUUCAAGUUCUACGGAAGAGGAUGAAACUUCAGGUGAAAGUGAUGACGAUAGUAAUAAUUAUGACGAUGAUGAGAUAAAAACUGUUAAACAACAAAAAGAAGAGGAUAAGUUAAAAAUAAAAGCUUUAAAACAACAAGAGAAAGAAGCAAAAGCUCAACGUAAAGCGGCAGAAAAGCGCGAGAAAGAAGAACGCAAACGUUUGGAAAAACUUGAAAAACAAUUACGCAAAGAGGAAGAGAAACAGAGGAAAGAAUUCGAAAAAUCACAAAAACAGGAACAAAAAAGGCAAGAAAAACAGCGCAAGGAGCUUGAAAAAUUGGAGAAAGAGACAUUGCGGGGUGGACCUGUGGAUAAUGAUUUCUUAGAAACUGAAGAAGAAAAUUCUGUGGAGCUAAGCGACAUUUGGAAAGAGUAUAUUUAUGUCAAGUAUGGUUUGAAUUUAGCUAGUACAAAAUUAGAAAAACAGGCAGCACUAAAUCGAUACUUACAAGAAGAACUUGGUAUUAAUCAAAACAGUACUGAAAGUGAACGCUUCCAAGCUGUAAUUCAGUUGAUUCAAACUAAAUUGGCAACUGAUGCUACAGCAAGAACUGCAUUGAAAAAUCAAGUUUUGAGUCACGUAAAUGCUGUAUCAGUUCAAAAAUUACGCGCAGAUCUCGAAAAGGAUCUUGAAGAGUUAAAAAAUAAAUCUGAAAUACUUAAUAACGUAACUUUACCUUGGGUUUCAUUAGCAAAACAGCAGAUUGACGAAAAAAGAUCGUUCCUUGAAACUAUUCAUCAAUUUUUAUCAAGUAUUUUACCCAAUUGGUUAACCGGGGGUCAAAAUGCACAAAACCCAAAUAACGUCAACGACAAUAGUCCAGUCACAGGGCCAAUCAAUGGUGUUUCAAAUGACCCUAAUGUAAUACCAGAAAACAAUAUAGCUCCCGGUGGUAAUGUGGCCACAGAAAAUCAAGGUGAUAUUUUAACUGCUGAUCAAUCCAAUACUGGUGUUUCUACUGAAGGUCACAUUUCACCUCCAAGUGAUUCCAACUCUCCAGCACCAGGCUCCAAUCCAAUUGUUACAGAUAAUGUUGUUUUGGAAGGAAAUGGAAACUUGCCGACUACAGACUUAUCAUCUUCGGGUAAUACGGAAAUCUCUUCGAGUGCCAAUGGUGGAGUUACAGAGAACAGUGAUAACAUUCCAUCUACAAAUGUAAUCGAUAACGUAUCAGCAACAGAUACUAGUGUUGUUCGUCCGGAAAAUACUAAUGAUGUCUUAAGUAGUAGCGCUAAUAAUGAAAUCACAAACAUUCCCAAUCCGGCCGUAAAUCCUAGUGUAUCUAACAACGUCAAUGUUGAUGGAGUCAGUUCUACAAACACUAUAAGCGAUGUCACAUUGCCAAGUACUAACGUGAUUUCUUCUUCAAAUGGUGGACCUUCAGAUGUAGAAAAUAUCGCUGCAUCAGAUUCUAAUUCAGACAACGCUCCAGGUUCAGUAGAUGUGGCAAAUAAUGCACCUGUUAGCUCUACUGAACCGCAAGCUUCCGGAGCUAACGAAGCUGCCCCAAACAAUGUUCUUUCCUCAAGUUCAAGUGACAACGCUUCGCCAAUAAAGCCCGGUAUAGCUUCUGACAGCAGCGUUGACGUACCCAUCGCAAGUGUUAGUGAGAAUAUUCCAUCUGCAGUUUCUGAUAUCAUUUCUCCAGAGGUUAACAACGCAGUUUCAAUAAAUAACGAUGAAAAUCCAACACAAAAUGCAGGCAACGUCGCAGCUGCUACAAGUUCUUCUCAAGGAAAUGAAAUUACUUCCAACAACGAUGCCAAUACAGUACCACUAAGUGUAAGCGAUGGUACUGUAGAUGCAAAUGUCGAUGUGGCCUCUUCUGGAGCUGGUGAAAUUACGUUUACUGUCAACGAUGCUGGUGUAUUAUCUUCGAGUAACAGUGAUAAUUCCAUAGCUCCAGGUUCCCCUUCGUCUAUUAAUAGUAAUGUGGUUGAAACAAAAACUGAGGGCAAUAUUGUACCAAACUCAGCUGAUUCCACCGUAUUGGCAACGGCUGAUGUUAUCAGUUCGGAAGGUAACCUUCCCACCAAUAAUGCUGACGUUGCUAAUCCAACUGAUGUGCAAGAAAAUGUGAAACCUGGUGUGCCACUAUCCGAUGUUGGACCCGUUAAUCCUGAUAUUAUAUCAGCAGGCAGCAGUGACACUAUCCCAAUAAAUAAUAAUGAUAAUCCACCUUCGUCAGGUGUGUCGGGUGACGUUUUACCUCCGAACCCUAGUGUUGUCACUUCUGAAGGCAAUGAAGUUGCAGUAAUUGAUAAUGGUGGUAACGAUGCCUCAAUAAGUGUAACUGAUAAUAUCUCAGAUACAAGCAAUGAUAAAGUCUUAUCCGGAGCACCUUCAGCCAGUGUUGAUGUCACCUCCCCGAUAGUAACAGAAAGUUCGUCUUCACCAAACAAUGAUCCGAAUGAAACAAUUCCUGUAAAUAAUGUUGAUGUUGUAGUUGUCAAUACCUUACCUGUCGCUGGUGUCAUUUCUGUAGGUGGUGAAGCUGUAAAUUCAGAAGUAACUUCAAAUGGAAUUGACAGUGUCAAUGAUGUUCCAGUAAAUAAUGAUAAAAAAGAAAUUGAUGUUGUUCCAUCAGAGAGUUCAGGUCCUGUUUCUUCAAUUGUACCAACCGAUUCUGCCACUGAAAAUAACAAUAAUGUCAACACCGCUUCAGAAGUAGUUACCGCUUUACCAGUCUCCAAUCCAAGUGUUAAUGUAGAACCAGAUGUUAAUAAUGCAGAUACUACAGUUGCGCCAGAAAUAAUAAAUACGAUUCAAACACUUGAUGGCACUGCUCAAAAUGUUCCAAUCAUAACAGAAAGCCCUAUUGAUACUGGUAAAGGAAAUGAACAAGCUACGACAGUCAGUGAUAGUAUAAUUAGUAAUGUUAAUACAGUUUUAACAACAGUCGCCGAAACAUCAGCACCCAGUGAAGCACCUGAGCCACAAUUGAGUGAAAGUUCACCAGUUGAUACAGUGGCACCUGCAGAAGUGCCUACACCUUUAGUAACGGAAGGCGUUACAAUACCAGCCGAGCCAGGAGCUGCAGUGAUUGAAAUUGUACCACAAUAACUACUGAGUUCGUUCUAAAUUAAAGCAACUAAAAUUAUUCAGGGUUGAUUGGAUAUUGUAUAUAUGCAAAGACGUUCACAUUUAUGACUGUAAGAAACUAACUUAUUUUAACAUGAUUAUAAUAUUGUAUGUAUAUUUGCUUUUUUAGCUGAUAAAGCAAUUAAUAACA